AUGACUACCAGUCUGCCUCUCUUGGCGGCCUGGAAACCGGACCCGAACCUCGGUCCGCAACGUUACCACUACACGCUGCACUCCAUACCUGACACCUUUUUUGCGCGAGGCCGCGCAAUAUUCGAUGCCUGCAACCCGGUGCAGCCAGGUCCCGCCCCCAUCGGUCCGACGCCCAUCCCUGGCGGUCCCGCGCUCGCCUCCGGCGGUCGCGCGUUGUCGAUUCUUUUGUCGCCCUCGGACGUGCGGAGUGCAAACGUGAACCUGUCGUUGGCUCACGGACACAGGCCGCUGAUCGGCAGUUACAAGGAGGCCUUCCGCAAGCGUUUCCUGACGAGCAGCGGCGAGGCAUUGUUGCCAUCGAGUGCGAUCCAGGAGUACUUCCAGAAAGUCGACUUGUCGGCGAGUGAGCACCUCGAUGCAGCUCAGGCCGCGGAAGGGGUGAAGGCGGAGUCCGGGGAGUCUGAGGAGACGAACUGGACGCGUUACAGAGACGAGGGGUUGAUUGCGUCGAUUUGUUCGCAGCACCUUCCUUCGUCUUAUGCGCCACAGGUUCGCCCGUUCAGUGCCGCACGUGCGGUGGCUUGGCUGUGCUUGCCGGGUGACUCGGUGGAGGACACGCCGAGUUUCGUGUCAGUAGGUGGGUGGACGCGGUGGACAGCGUUGGCUGAGGCGAUGGCGGAGCAUACACCUCCUGGCGACGUGGUGGUACCAGUGUACAUCCUGAACGGGUCGGGUUUGUCGGCGUUGGAAAUACACUGUCUGGCGGCUUGGUUGAAUUUGGGCGAUUGUGAGUCUGCGGUCGGAGGACGUCUGCAGGGUGUUCGGUCGCGUCCAUAUGGUUUCGGUGAUUAUCUAAGUCUGACGGAUUUGGUAGUUGCCCAGGUCUUGGAGAGUGCGCCGGGCGAGGCGGUUUUCGAGGCGGCCUUGUUGGAGACGGUCCGUGGAUCUCUGGAGUUAGCGGAUUUGUGGGACUGGGUUAAUGGGGGCAAUGGCGGUGCACCGACAAUUCGUUGGCCGGGUGUUCCGAGUCUAGCACGGGCACCAGUGCCUCCUCUGCGUGCACAGGCGGGCACCUUGGUUGGGUUCCUGGGCAGUUUCAGCUACCCUUUCGACUACCGACGGCCACGGACGGUGGGUGCCUUGCGAGCGGAAUUGGGUCGGCGUUUACGGCGGACGUGUUUGUGGGAGCGUUUAUUUGCUCAAGUCGUUCCCUACCAAGCGCAGCACGCUGUUGCGUUGGCAGAUGUGUGUGGUGUGGUGCGAUGCCUGGAGCCUUUUCUGAUGUUGCGUUCACGAGCGACGUUGAGUGCGUGUCGCCCGGCGGCGAGUGCUCGUGCGGCAGAGUCUUUGAUCGCACACUUUCUACAACGUGCGGAGGCUGCGAACCAGUUUGUGGCGAGGCUGCACGCGUCGGAGAAGCUGCGACUAAUGCGCGCCAAAGACGUGCUCUGGCCUUUCGACGCACUUGCCACGUGUACCUGCUUCUAUAACUAUCACUACCUUCUCGAACUCGAACAAGGUCUCACUGGUUCCGCCAUCCCGGACGAGCUGCCGCUCGUCUUCGCCCCUGGGGCCGAAGCCUGUCUGCUUAUGACCCGCGCUAUCCUCGUCUACGCUGCCCUCACCUACCUCAACCCGUCCUACCUUCUUGAACUCGCGCGCCCUGAGUUCCGCGACGCACCACUCGAAGUGGACGAAUCCAGCUGCCGCAAAUCACGCUACUACUGGGGCGCCAGCACACCCAGGUCCCAACCCCGACCGGAGUCCAAAUCGGAACCGGAGUCCAAACCCGAGUCGCGACCUGAACCUGAACCCUCAAUGGCCGUCGAGGAACCCAUUAAGGGUGAACCCGGCGAGAAUUCGUCAAGACACGGCUCAGAGACCCGAAGCGACUCGGCCAAGAGCGAGGAGGGAGUGGUCAAAGGCGAUGCAGGAAGGGGUGACUCGUCGGGCAAGGGUGACUCGUCGGGCAAGGGUGACUCGUCGGGCAAGGGUGACUCGUCGGGCAAGGGUGACUCACCACCAGCGCCGCGGUCAGGUCCGGCUGGGUCGCCACCGGGGCCGCGGUCAGGUCCGCGGUCGGGUCUGAGGCGGAGCACGGAGCGGCUGCCGGACCCGUUGGACUACGUGUUGCGCGUGGAACCAUUGACGAGUGCGGAACAUGCGGAACAGGAGUUGGAAAUGCUGUUGGGGAUCUUGGCUGAGAUGUUGUUUCGAUGCGUUUGUAGUGGGACUGGGCGGCGAGCGUUGUAUUAUGAUGAGCCUGGAGCAUUGGGUGGGACGGAUGCGCAUUAUUUGGAGAGCAUGAUGGCGGGUGGUGCGUUGGCAGUGCAGUGUCACUUGAAGUUGGUCUAUGCGGGAUUAUUGACAGAGCCUGGUUCGAAUGAGCCAAUGGUUGCGUUGCCGAUUCCGACGGCUGAGAGUGAGAGGACUUAUUGUCGUGUGCAUGUGCCAUCAUUGAAAGCGUGUCGAAAACGCGUGUAUGAAAACGUGCUUUUGCUUGGAGCUACUGGAUUCGGCCCAAAUAAAUUUUCUCAUCUAGAUAUAUUGUUCAACGUGAUGAUGACCCUUUUCGAACGGACACAGACCGAGGCUGCCGCCAGUGCUAAGGAACUACUUCGGAGUGAAGGACUCAGCAUCCCGCUCCCUGGUACCGAGCCUAGCAGCAAAUUGCUGCAUCAAGCAGUUGCCCAGAUUCAUACAGCCUGGCAGGGUAAGACCGCGCCCGGCGAGUUCCAGGGAGUUGCGCCAUCCACACCUAACCCAGAUGCGCAGACCAGGAUCACGCAUUGGUUCGAGGAGCGGAAGGCGCAGGCGCGUGAUUUGUUGGGCCAUUUGUUCUUUGCGUUGAAGGCGCGGAACGGGACGGUGUCGUUGGCUGCGGAUUUCCGGAACAAGUCGAUCGAGGAAGCGAAGGCGUUGGUGGGUGUGUUGAGUGACUUAGCAUCUGAGUCGACGAAUUUGCCGACGUCGGUGCGAGAGAUUCCGUACCAGUUUGGCGUGGAGGAUUGUUGUGUGUUACCUUUCGGUCAGGCGGCGAUUCGUGCAGUGUUGGACGAGUUGGGUCCGACUGUGCGGCGUAAUCUGGAGGAGGGUUUGGACACCCUGGCAGGGUUGCCGGAGCCGUAUGAGGUGGUGGUGGUGAGUGCUAGGCCUGCGGUGAUUUGUGCUGGCAACAUUUGCGUGCACAGUUAA
Gregarina niphandrodes is the source of this 3195-nucleotide messenger RNA. RefSeq lists its product as hypothetical. Bases 1 to 3195 code for a protein of 1064 amino acids. The record is from RefSeq and is a predicted model, not a curated record. Lineage: Eukaryota; Apicomplexa; Conoidasida; Eugregarinorida; Gregarinidae. The transcript has 3 exons.